AUGAGCACCCGUCUCAUAAUCCCCGCUAACUUUUCCUACGAUGAUCCUCUGCCAUUCACUUGUAACGAAGAUUCGCAUGUGAUGCUUUCCGUAUUGGAGUAUUUGGUUCAGGCGACUUAUCUGUCUCUCAGUGUCGUUUUGAAUUCUAUGAUAGUUUAUACGAUAUUCAGGUUUAAGGGAAACCAUUCGUAUCGGGGGAACCCGUUUUUUGUGUUGUACGCUGCGGAGGCAGUCAUGAAGUCCUUUUCGGCCGUCUCAUCAUCUACAUGACCCCCCUCUGCCCGGUCCUGAGCCCCUUCUUCUUCACCCCCUCGAUCCUGACCAAACUCUACUUCCUCCUAAACCAUUACUGCCUGGCGUUCAAAACCUUGUCUCAAAUCGCGAUCAGCUUCAAUCGAAUGACCUGUGUCAUAUUCCCUGUGCAGCAUUUCAAGCUUUGGCAGAACAUUUUAGCUCCGGUGCUUGUCAGUCUCUUCGUACUUCCUCUAGGCGUCACCUGGAAUAUUUUGGUGUCGAGGGUGUAUAUUAACCCAAAUGGUGCGGGGUUUUCAGUCAAUUACCGGGAUGCGGUGGCAUGGGCGAACAUUUCAUUUUUGCAUCUUUUUCAUUGCAUCCCGUGUCUUUUGCUGGUGAUCGUGUUCUUUUUGGCAUCGAUUUUUGGGUUAACGAUGCUGGAAAAUCGGCUGAGGAGUGCUGAGAGAUCGCUGAUCAUUUUUACAAUGACGCUUGGUGUGGAGACUAUGCUGUUCGCCAUUGCUCAGAUCUAUUUCGCAUUUCUUGCUGGCUACCUACCUGGGAUCCGUCCUUUGAUGCUUGUUAUCUCAUUCAACGUGUUCGACGUCCUCUACGUUUACAGCCCCAUCGCAUUGAUCCUGAUGAAUCGGCAACUCCGAAGGGAUAUUUUCCAUCUGAAAGGUGACGAUCCUGGAUUCCUCUCCGCAUCUACUCAUAAACCUGCAGCUCGUGUGAUGGCCCCUGUCAUGCAUUGAUGUCAUGGUGCAUCGUUAAAACAACGCUGUCGAAGGGAUCGCGACCGUUGGUCGGAUCUGCAAGCAGUUUCUUGUCAAGGAAUCGAGGAUUCCUUUGAAGAGGAAACUGGAAAUUUCGAUGCGAUUUAAGCUGGAAACUUUGAAAAUAAAAUGUUUAACGGAAAUCGAAGGAUCCACAGCGUAAUU
Messenger RNA from Caenorhabditis elegans, 1175 nucleotides. The record is from the annotation of a RefSeq genome assembly. NCBI's taxonomy places the organism in Eukaryota, Metazoa, Nematoda, Chromadorea, Rhabditida, Rhabditidae.